Messenger RNA from Caenorhabditis remanei, 990 nucleotides. RefSeq lists its product as uncharacterized. The transcript is spliced from 4 exons. Gene Ontology annotation, molecular function: protein binding. Gene Ontology annotation, biological process: innate immune response. Bases 1 to 990 code for a protein of 329 amino acids. Lineage: Eukaryota; Metazoa; Nematoda; Chromadorea; Rhabditida; Rhabditidae. The record is from RefSeq and is a predicted model, not a curated record.
AUGUCUUCCAAACCUUUAUUGAUCGAUUUUCCAAUCAAAAUAACUCAUCAGAUUCUCAAUAAACUGGAUAUCUUCUCUAUCCUGAAACUUCGAAAAGUGUGUCAUUCCCUACGUGACGCUAUCAAUAAAACCGCGCCGAAAGCAAUUUCUUUUGGAAUUUCACUACAGGAAAUAGAUAACGGGUGUUGGGUGACAUGGAGCAAGGCCGACGUUCCGUCUGAACAAUUUCAAAUUGUCAGUGAUAAAAAUGUAAUGGAAUGUUGUUUGGAAGACCUUCAACUGGUUAUGAAACACCAUCAAACGGGAGUUCUGCAAUCCGUUUGGUUUGAAAAUUCUGAAGGAUCUGAAAUAAGUGAUUGUCUGGAAAAUCUGGUUGCCAGCAAUACAAUUUUACACGCGAAGAAAGUGACAUUUUACCGUUACUCGCUGAAAAACAUACUGAAAUGCUUGCCGAGUUUGGAUGCAGACACUUUGGAAAACAUUUCUGUACUGGGAAAUUCAAAGCCUAGCGAAACAAAUGAAGCUGCCUGGAACAAACUAGUGGAACUGGAACAGUGGAAGAAAGCAAAAUCUGUGGACUUCACGCUAACAGGAUUCAUACCUCAAAUUCAAGAUUUUCUACAUUUUUCGAAAGUGGAAAUUGACGUGAAAAUGAUUUCGGUUAAGGAUGUUGUUUUAGUGAAAGAGGAUUCCAUAGCAAAUGUUGUUGACCUGACGGCAGAAAGAGACGAGAUGAAUAUAAGUACGGAUAUCGGCUCGGAUUCAGAUGUGAACGUAGAGCUCAACGGAAUUGAUGGGAUCGAGGGCACUCAGCUGAUGACACAGGAGCCGGUGAAAAACAUCGACAAAAAGGAGACGUCGGGCACUGCUUUCCGGCACCCAAGAUUGCCCGGAUCUUUACUAUCUCUGAGAUUGAAAAUUAUGGCAAAUGAUACAUCAGUCCGACGAUUUCUACAGUCUGACACUGAGCAGUCGACAGUCGAACUAUAA